Periophthalmus magnuspinnatus is the source of this 1706-nucleotide messenger RNA. RefSeq names its product Purkinje cell protein 4a (gene pcp4a). Gene Ontology annotation, cellular component: cytoplasm. The record is from RefSeq and is a predicted model, not a curated record. Lineage: Eukaryota; Metazoa; Chordata; Actinopteri; Gobiiformes; Gobiidae. Bases 186 to 377 code for a protein of 63 amino acids. The transcript is spliced from 3 exons. Gene Ontology annotation, molecular function: calmodulin binding; calcium ion binding.
AGUGGAUCCGAGCAGACACAAGUCCCAUUGGCUCGAUGUGAACGUGCGGAGGAGAGCGGGAGAGCGCAGGAGCUAUAAAAGCAGUGAGAGCGCGAGCGAGACAUCUACCACCAAUCUGGAGCUUAUCCUCAUCCAAAGCAGAAGCAGCAGAAGCAGCAGAAGCACAGAGCGAACCGCGCGUAAAGAUGAGCGAGAGACAAACUUCUGGAGCGAUGACUGGAAACAGCAAACCAUCUGCUGGACAAGACGAUAAGAAGAACAACCAGCCCGAGGACUUUGACAUCGACAUGCAGGACCCGGAGACAGCCAAGGCAGCCGUGGCCAUCCAGUCCCAGUUCAGGAAGUACCAGAAAAAGAAGCAGGACGUGAAGUCGUAAAGCUUUCCACGGCAACACCUGAACGGAGGCGUGGUCUUGCAUGUUGAAUACAGAGCACUGUCAUGAACUCAACGGGCACGUGUGGAGCGGGGUGGAGCGGGGUGGGGGCUGGUACGGAGGGGACAGCAGUAUAUUUGUCUGUGUGUUACUGUAACUAGAUAUGAAACGCAUUAUCAGUGUUUACAUUAAUGUGUUUGUUGUUUUUUUGGUUUCCCAUUACUUUUUACUUUUAUACAUUUGUUGCACCAGUUUCAUUCAUUUUUGGACCAUUCUGUGUAUUUUUCACCUAUAAAAACAAUAGUAGCUGUAGUUAAAGAGGAAUAUAAAGCCACAAGAUUCAAUGUAGAUGUGAUUUAUGCCAAGCCAAAUCAUAUAAUUUUAAGUGUUUUUUCAACAUUAGUAGAGUUUGGACACCUCAGUGAUCAGUAGUAGUAGUAAUAUCAGGCCUGUCACAAUAAUCACUAUAUCAAUUUAUCGUUCUAUAUAUGAAAGCUGGAACAAUAUAUUUUGGGUCUCAAUAUUUUUAUUUUACUUUUAGUUUUUUUGCAAAAGUGGGGAGAUUUUUGUUAUUUUCGUACAAUAAGAUCUGAGCUGUAGAAAGUUGAAUAAGUCACUUUUAUAGCUAAUUGAACGGUUCCUUAACAUGAAUUUAAUAGUAAGUUACGCUGAACCAACACAAGAAUCAGCACAGACACAAGUGAGAUCUUUGUGCACAAAAAAACCAUUUAGGAUCAUAACACUUAUAUUUAAAAUUAUUAUCAUUGUAAUGAAACAAAAAAGGUUAAACUCACUCCCACUCUCAGUUUGAACCAUUUUAAACACAUUUAAGUCUUGGUUGUUUCUCUUUGUGAUUAGUUUGUGGAUAAAAUGAGUUCUUAUGGUGGCUUAUGUCAUAUGAAUAAAUAGUAAAGGACCCGGCUCUUUGACGUGUACUGAUUCAAAAGAUUCAGAUUCCAUAAAAGAGCCGAAAGUCCCAUCACUAGCUCAACCCUUUUAAUGAUCCUGUCUAUUUACAAAGGGUUUGCUGGGAUUAUCUUGCUUUAUUUAAUCUUUAUCAGUGGCCCAAAGUAGUUUCAAUACUCAUAUCGUUUAUCGCGAUAUUUCCCUGUAGCGAUAUAUCGUGCUUUAAAAGUGUUACGGUGACAGGUCUGAGUAGUUUUGCUUAUGACAUGACUUUACAUUAUAACAAGUGUGAGUAGUUUGAGUUGUCUUAAUGUUUUAAUGUGAUCUUCAUUCUUGUAUACAAGCACAUGAACGCAUGCUGGCUUCAGACACAAUGUGCACAUACAGUUUACAUACAGUGGAAUCAAUAAAGAUGUGGAAAACGAC